Messenger RNA from Acyrthosiphon pisum (pea aphid), 623 nucleotides. Its product is annotated as methionine aminopeptidase 1. NCBI's taxonomy places the organism in Eukaryota, Metazoa, Arthropoda, Insecta, Hemiptera, Aphididae. Gene Ontology annotation, cellular component: cytosol. The transcript has 5 exons. The coding region runs from base 162 to 608 and encodes 148 amino acids. The record is from RefSeq and is a predicted model, not a curated record. Gene Ontology annotation, molecular function: metalloaminopeptidase activity.
ACGGCCGUACAGCUGAUUAAUUGGAAACUGAUAACAAUAUCAGAUUUCACGUUGCCGCAAUCUAAAUGAAAUCGUGUUUUGGCGGAUGGCGAUCGGUGAAUGUACCUGCAACCUACUCAUGUGGAUUUGUGUCAACAACUUAAUUGGAUUUACCCGUUAUAAUGUCGGCAUCAUUGGCAAAUAGAACAUGCGAAACGGCCGGAUGCGGUUCGAAAGCAAAUCUUCAGUGUCCCACCUGCAUUAAACUUGACAUCCCCGGUUCCUAUUUUUGCUCUCAGGAGUGUUUUAAAGGGAACUGGUCUACACAUAAAGCUCUUCAUAAAGCUGGCCAAAAUUCAAAUGGUAUUAUUGAGCCAUUUAAUCCAUGGCCAGAUUAUGUAUUUACAGGUCCAUUAAGACCUCAUAGAACAUCUCCUGCGCGUACUGUUCCUGGACACAUACAAAAACCUGAUUAUGCUGAACAUCCUGAUGGCACACCUUUAAGUGAACAAUCAGUAAAAUUAUCAUCGCACAUUAAAGUAUUAAACGAUGAGGAACAAGAACAAAUGAGAAUUGCUUGCAAGGUAUUUAGAUACUUAGAAUUCCAUAUCAGAAAAAAACACCGGUGACGCCUAUACGUGUCA